Molecule: messenger RNA, 2092 nt
Organism: Anolis carolinensis (green anole)
Lineage: Eukaryota; Metazoa; Chordata; Lepidosauria; Squamata; Anolidae
Product: transmembrane 4 L6 family member 1
Exons: 5
Coding region: 180-788 (202 amino acids)
Cellular component (GO): membrane
Source: RefSeq, a predicted model, not a curated record
GGAACAGUGAAUUUUGCAGUUUAACCCUUUGGCUUCAUAAUUUGUUUGUGAUCUAAGCUCAGAAAUCAGCUCAGAUUUUUGUAACAAAGUCCAGUGUUUGUUUUUAUGCCAUAUUUUUUCCUCAGGAUUGUCUUCCUUUGUGUAUUUUUUCUGUUCCAGGGAAAGAAAAAGAAAGCUACAUGAUGUGUACUGGAAAGUGCUCCAAAUGUACUUGCACCAAAUGCAUUGGGAUAGCUUUGCUUCCACUUGCUGUCUGUGCAAUUAUCUCCAACCUUCUCCUCUACUUCCCCAAUGGAGAAGUAUUAGACGCCAGCAGGAUCACCGAUCUGGUCUGGUUUUUCCAUGGGAUUCUGGGAGCUGGGAUACUGGUUUUCUUGCCUGCAUUUAUGAUGCUAGGGAUAGGUGAAGCUGGAUGUUGCGCAAACAAAUGUUGGAUGGUGCUGUCUGUUGUCUUUGCAGCCCUGGGAGCUGCAGGUGGGGUCUACUGUGUGAUCAUUUCAUCUUUGGGCUUAAUCAGUGGUCCUUUGUGUGAUGUCGGCGAUGAGGUGUAUCUCUAUCCUUUCCGGAACAACACUUUGGCAGACAAUUAUCUGCUUAACCAGACAUCUUGGAGCAUUUGCAAAAAACCAGAAAAUGUCAUCCUCUGGAACAUUGUCUUGUUCUCGCUCCUGCUGCUCAUUGGCAUCGCCGAAGCAAUCCUCUGCCUCAUUCAAGUCUUCAAUGGGCUCAUGGGAUUCCUAUGUGGCUCAUGCUUGAGGAAAAGAAAGACUGAUAUUGCAGGAAUGUGACCGUCCUUCAAAGAAAGCUGAAUGCAAACAACAAAUAGGCCAAAUCAACAGCCGGGGCAGUAUGUGUUGCUGUAUAUUUAUAGGAACAAGAAACACAAUGGAUGGCCAUAACUACAAAAAUAGUGCAAAAUAUUUUUGUAUAUAUAAAGAGAAUAUCUGUAUAGUUAGGAAAAAGACAUGUAUGUAAUUUAUUUCAAGGUUUUUUUUGGGGGGGGGGGAUUAUAGUUUCUUUUUAUUUGUCUCUUCUUUGAAAUCAAGCAAACUGGGAAAUUAUUAACCAGGAACCAUGUGGAAAUGGCUUAGGCUAACCAAUAAAAUAUAAGUUGGGCUGCUGUGAGUUUUUCAGGCUGUUUGCCAUGUUUCAGCAGCAUUCUCUCCUAACAUUUUGCCUGCAGGGGAAAACUUGUGCUAUUUUUGGAAUCAGCAGGUCAAAUAUUCCCAGAAACAGGCCUAAUAUUUGGAGCACCAAAAUGUGUGUUGGCCAGUGUUAAUGAGCAAAGACACAUAAUCCAAGGCAGGCUGCAGCAGUUUGCUUUUGCUUGAGCCUUUUGCAAAGAGCAAGAGUCUUUCCGCUCUUCUCUGCUAUCCAAAUUGAAUGCAAACUGAUAUUGUACUUUGAACUUGGGCUGAAUCUACAUUCCCGUAUAAUACAGUUUGGAGCUGCACUAUUUGGCAGUGUAGAUCCAUCUGCAAUAGCCUUCACUACAUGUUUCCUGGUUGCCAGUUUCCACUCACAGACUCUAAGAGAAACAUAACAAUUUUGUGCUUUUUUGAUUGGUGCUGUUUUAUUUACCAGGGAUGCCCAGGGCCAGCUCUCUUAGAUAAGUUGGUGCCUCUAGUCUUAGCCUAAGGGUCAAACAAAACAUUUAGCAUGAUUAUAUAUAUGUCCCCCACCCUCCAACUAGUAGAAAGAUGUGUUUGUCACAAUAUAUAUUUUUUUCUUCUCUGUAUCUUAUACUUAGUAUGCUUUGUUUAUUUAGUCACUGGAAUGUAAACAUAGUUUUAAUUUGUCUGAUUGCUACAGCAUGUAUGACCGAGAAACUCCCACUGUGGGAGUAAAAAUACAUUAACAGUAGCUUAAUAUGUGUGCCCUUUGACAUCUCAAUUGAUUGUUAUUGAGCUGCUAUUGAUACCUCUGAAGUUCACUAAGGACAAGAUAAUGUUGAUGUAUGUAUUCUGUUCUAGAGGUGUGUUUAUGUAAAUUACCCUCAUUGGUCAUCUGGGCUACCACCUGUAUUUUGGCUAAUCUGUAAAUAUUAAAAUGUUGUUUGUUCUUAUUAUUAAAUACAUACUUUAAAGUCAAA